AUGGCACCAAAAAAGAUUGCAACUAAUAAGGUCGUUUCUGCCAAUGAUGUCGGCCCCUUAACUAUCGAGGACUUGAGAAUGCAGUUAGCUUCCAUUAAUGAGAAAUAUGAAAAGCAGCAAGGCCUAAUUCUGCAUUUAACGAGAUCCAUUGAAGUACUUACAAAGCCUCCAAAUAUCUCAACUGAACAAAUAUUGCAAACUAUUGAUGAAUAUUUUGAAAAAAAAGAAAAGGAACCAUGUCUAGUUGGCAUAAAUAUUCUUGAAAAAUCUUCUGAUGAUGAGACUGCUAUUGCCGAUAGGCUCUUAGCAAAGAAUAUUGUAGCAGUUGCUGGGAUUUAG
Molecule: messenger RNA, 339 nt
Organism: Dracunculus medinensis (Guinea worm)
Lineage: Eukaryota; Metazoa; Nematoda; Chromadorea; Rhabditida; Dracunculidae
Source: the annotation of a GenBank genome assembly